Molecule: messenger RNA, 2428 nt
Organism: Mobula hypostoma (lesser devil ray)
Lineage: Eukaryota; Metazoa; Chordata; Chondrichthyes; Myliobatiformes; Myliobatidae
Exons: 5
Coding region: 553-1782 (409 amino acids)
Source: RefSeq, a predicted model, not a curated record
UGCGCUGUCAUUAGCAUUCCUCGCUGGUCCUCAUACGGUUUCCCGAGGUUUUCUGGAGACCCAGUUGACGUGGAAAGGCGUAGUUUUGCAGCGUUACUUCAAGCCUGCCAAUUGAGUGCUGUAAAUUGUGUGCGAGUUUCGUUCUGAGGCUCGAGUGGGAGCACCCGGCGGUCUUCCAUUGAAAGUUUGUUCGGAACGUAACAAUGCGUCAGUGAGUGAUGGCACCUUCGCACCUUUGCGAGUAGACAGAGCGGAGAGCCAGAGGAUGAGGAGGGAGCAUAUGCGGCAGGGAGAGCAAGUUAACCAGUGUACGAGGUGCAGAGAGAUAGACAGAAUUCACCCGACGUUGGUUUGAAUGAGUGCUUAAGAGGAAGCGUGUAUAUGAGCCAGUGCGCUGAAGGGUUCUCACUGGCUUGUGGAGUAACCUUGGCUUCCAAAGUAUGAGGUCAAGUCAUGGUGUUUUUCUUCAGUGGAAUCGACAUUGAGAGGAUUCUCCUUGCACUCUCGAAACUGUAUUGCUACUAACCCGGUUUAAAUGCACCCACGCCGGCGAUGGAAAGGUACGAGACUUUGGUGUACGACACAGCCCUGAGCACCCUGGUGGCGGUGUUGAUUUACGUGCUGCUGAAGGUGAGCGUGGACGGGUACCGGCAGUGGAGAGCCCGGGCCAGGGUGCUAGUGGUGGGCUCGGGUCCGGUGGGGCUGACGGCGGCUCUGAUUGCUGCCCGCUCCGGCAAGGUGGAGCGCCUGGUACUGCUGGAGGAGCGCUGUCGCACCGCCCUCCUCUCCCGACCGCAGCAGAUCGCCCUGGACUCCCGCAGCGUCCGCUUCCUCCUGGGGCUCGGUGUGGACUUUGACAACAUGGAAGGGUGCUGGCACAACGAGCACUUCUUCACCAAAGUCGGGGUCUUCCAGGAAUACCUGCUCAGUCUACUCGAGAAAAGGAAGCAGGAGAUGAACAUUCAGAUUCUCCUCGGUACUAAGUUCACAGAAGAAUACUUAAAGAAGAUUCCAGCGAGCGAAUUUCCUCGGGUGAUUAUAAUUUGCGAUGGCUCUUGUGGCGAGUCGAGUUCUGUCCUUGGAAUCAGUUCGGACUACAUUGUGGAAUCGUGCAAUGCCUAUGGUGCUAACGCAGCCUUGGAAAGAGCGGACCAGCGUCAGGUUCCCACCCCGGAGAUCCGUGCUCACAGUUUAUACUUCGACCUUUCAGCCUACGGAGUGGAGUUUGCCUCUUCCAGCAAGGAAGGACAGGGCUCGCAGCCUUCUGCUUUGAAAUCGGGCUCCCACCUGAAGAUAUAUGGCACUUUUCGGAACCGUUACAUGGCGCUCGCCUGCCCGAUGUCUGACUCCAAGGUUGUCAAAUUCCUGCGUCACACUCCCAACUCAUCGAUAAUGAAGAAUAUAUUUCAUCAAUCCUUCAAUGCAUACAAAACGGACAUUGAACCCAGGGUGAAUGACCUGACGAUUCACCUUCUACAGUGCAGCCGAAGAUUAUUUGAAAUCAUGCUGUCACACAGGAGGGUCACGGCAGCUUACAUUGAAGGAGAUAAUGUUGUCGUCACCAUAGAAGGCGAAGCAGCUAGAGUCUUAAACUUUGAUACAGGUUGUGGAGUUAACCUUGGGCUGAAUGGCUUGGAGUACUUGGAGGAAUUUAUUUACAAGGUAGCAACGGCAGCUGACCAAAAUGAUGUUUUUGAAGCACUCUCUGGAAAAAUCCGACACUCUAAGCAGCUAGCGGAUGACUUCCGCCGGAAUGGCUUGACCGUGACCAUGUUUCAGUGAGACUGUAAGGAACGGUGUUUCUGAGGUUUGGAGAUGCGUUAGUCAUUCGGAUUGUGAACUCUGUCGCACGGGGCCCAUGAGUGGCAGAUAAAUAUCUUUCCUCUGCUCCUUGGAGUGAAGUGGUGGUUUGACAGAAAUGUAUGGGUGAACCUAAGGGAAACAUGACCAAGCCAAGAACGUAUCUGUGGGAAGCCUGAAGAACUAUUCAUGCCCACACUGUUACAUUAGGCUAUCAGUCACAGUAGCUUAAAUAUCCUGAAUAUGAAAUUUCUCACUGUUUACAUUAUAAUUCCAUUGUCAAUGAAAUAAAUAUCUCAACACAAGGAUCAGUACUUGGUCCAAUGCAAACAGAACUCUGCAGAUCAACAGUUGAAAGUCUCUCAUGAUGCUCAGUAUCUAGGUCAAUCAACAACGUUGCAUUAGCCACCACAAGUCCUUGUGUCCAUCUUGUAGGUUGGUCAGAAGAGUCCUUGAAGUAUCAGUUACUUAUUUCAAAGUUCUGUUGUGUAUCUAAAAAAACAAAUUUAUUGAAUAACUAGAAAACCUGAUAAAUGAACAUAUGGGUUUACGAUACAAACACUUGAUUGCAGGGUUUUGCUGCUGGGGUACAUUAAAAGCUCAGUAGACUCUGGGCAAAGUCCAUGAU